Haliotis rubra (blacklip abalone) is the source of this 814-nucleotide messenger RNA. RefSeq lists its product as uncharacterized. Bases 11 to 814 code for a protein of 267 amino acids. The transcript has 6 exons. NCBI's taxonomy places the organism in Eukaryota, Metazoa, Mollusca, Gastropoda, Lepetellida, Haliotidae. The record is from RefSeq and is a predicted model, not a curated record.
AGUAGCAUUGAUGGAACAGCGGAUGAGGUCAGGGAUGCUUAACAUCUCAGGUGACGGGAGACAAAUCUGGACAAACGUGAAUGUUGACCAGUACAACAGGGUAGUACCUGGAACAGCUGCCGAAAGAGUUAUAGUCUACUAUAAUCAUGAUCAGGAUGGAUCAAAUGUAUGGAUACGUGUUGCAGAUUCAGGUCAAAUGAACAUAAGUAUCAGCGGAAAAACACUGGAUGCAUCAACCACACCUACGUCAACACAUCGGCCGUCACGUUCACAGAGUGCAUCUGGUCCAAGUACUUCGGACACACCAACAACUGAAACAACGACACGUGUACAAUCUACAACUAUUGCAGUUUCAACAACAGACACAAGCAACAGUGAGGAUAUUGUGACAGCUUUUGCUGUGGUGUGUGGUAUUCUGGUGCUCAUCAUUGUAGUCCUCGUCAUAUAUACUCAUGGUGGUGAAGCCUUCAGGAAGAAGCAUGACACUUCAUCGAAUACUGGAACGUCUGCUGAGCAUGAGGUGAAACAAAUGUCUACGAUGGAAUACAGCCCUAAUACAAGCGAGGCUGGUGACGAACAUAACUACGGCCACAUAACCAGCAGUGAAGGGCCUUUCUAUGCUAACUCUCUCAUGGCCGUUGCCCCGUCUGCGGGCAGCCCUGACAGCGAAUGGAACAUCACAAAGGAAGCGUUGCUGUGUCGAACUGAGAACGUUCCGGAACAAAUGGAGACGCCCCAACACUGCAGCCUUCAGCAUUACCAGUCAGAGGGCAAAGAGCUGUACUCCCGGGGGAGGACCCGGUCAUGCUCUUGA